AUGGAAGCAUUUAUUCCAGACAAAUUGCCAGGCGACAAUAAGGAGUACAAGUGCCUGCAGCUGCUUAAUGGACUGCGCGCCUUGCUCAUCUCGGAUCCCAGUCCGGUGCCCGACGGGGAGCUUGCAACGUUCGCCCUGGCCCUGACAGUCGACAGCGGAUCGUUCCAUGAUCCGCCAAAAUAUAAGGGCCUGUCCUACGCACUGGAGGAUUUGCUGCGCAAAGAUAAACUCCUCACGCCGCUUGUGGACAAUUUAGAGGGCGUGUGUGCCAGCGGAGCUGAUCGCGAGAAGACACUGUUUCACUUUAUGCUGCCCGAACAGGACUUGAUCUCGUGUCUGAUGAUUUUGAAGUCGCUGCUGAUGAAACGGGAGCCCCUGCAGCGUGAGCUUCUGCCGCAAAUGGCGGAGUUAAGGACGCAGACCGAGGACUGCAACACAAUGCGGAAUAUGCUGCUGGCCAGCCUCGCCGCCGACAACUAUCCGCACGGCCAGUACGAUUGGAAGAAUUUAUCGGAUCUCCAGAGGCAGGACCCCGAGAAUGCGCUCUGCACUAUGAUCGAACAGCUGCGACGCGACAAUUUUGUGGCCAAUCGCAUGCACCUAUGCCUGCAGUCACGCAUGCCCCUCGAGGAGCUGGAGCAGACGAUCUACAGCCUCCUCUCCGUAUUACCGGUCAACAACAGCGAGUCGAUGCAUACCGCAGAGCGACUCGACUAUCGCCAUGCGUUUCGUGCAGAGUUCCACAAGCGGGUUUUCUUUGUCAAGUCAGAGAAUGGCAUCUGCCGUCUGGACCUGGCUUGGCUGCUGCCCAGUGUCCGGCAGUAUUAUCGCUGCAAGCCGGACAAAUUCGUGACCUCGCUGCUCGACCAGAAGGGGCCUGGCAGUCUCCGUGUGUAUCUACAAAGUCGCGACUGGACCGAAUUUCUGACUGUGGGCAUCGAUGAUGAUAGCUUCGAUCUGAAUUGCAUCUACUCGCUGUUCAAGCUGUCCCUUACCCUCACCGACGAGGGCAGCCAGCAUAUUGAUGAGGUGCUGGCCGCCGUCUUUGCCUACAUAAAGCUCAUCGCUGCCGCGGAACCGGCGCUGCUGCGGCGUUUGUAUGGCAAUCUGCAGACAAUGGCGUUCAACAAUUUCCGUUUCCGCACCCAACCUGAGGCGUUGGAGAAUGUCACACAUCUGGUGCUGAACAGCAAAUAUUUUCCAGGGAAGGAUGUGCUUACAGCCGGCGAUCUCUGGCUCGAAUACAACGAGCAGCACAUAUCCGAAAUGAUUGGAUCUCUGAACCAACUGGACUUUAAUCUGGCGAUUACUACGAAGAAUGUGGUCGAAGAAAACGUUCCCAUGCCCGACACAUGGCAGAAGAUGUGGGAUGAAUCGAAGCCCAUUGAGGGUCUGUGGCUGCCCGAACCCAAUCCCUAUGUGGCCGAGGACUUCAGGAUCUUUUGGCUGGAGCAGGGCCAACCGAAGCUAUCACCUGGACCCCAGCGACUGAUGAAUACGAACGUCUGUGAGCUGUGGCACCGACUCGAUGACACCUUUGUCCAGCCCGAGGCCAUUUUUUCCUUGUAUUUCGUUUCUCCGCAUGUGCGUCAGAGUGCCAAAAAAAGUGCCAUGUGCUCCUUGUAUGCCAACUUGUUGGGGGGGCAGCUGCUCGAGCUGCUUCACCCAGCUGCCCUCGCGGGCAUAACACACUCCUGCAUUCCCCACGACAAGGGACUCGAGCUCAAGGUGCGUGGCUACAACGAUAAGCUCCAUUUGGCGGUGGAGGCCAUCACCCAGGCGAUGGUGAAUUUUGCCGACAAUCUCGAGGAGUGUACACUGUACUUUGAACGCGGCAGUCUGCAUAACGAAUUCUUUGAGGAACUGAUCAUGCCGCGAAUGCAGUGCAGGGACAUUCGCAAGUGUUUGAUUGCGGAAUCUCGUUGGCUGUACAUUGACAAGUACAAGAGCAUUGCCGGCAUCACGUUGGUGGACUUUAAGACGUUUGUCCAGAAGUUCCAUCAGGAGCUCUACAUCCAUGCCCUCUGUGAGGGCAACUACACGGAGGAGUCUGCCUGCAAUGUGUUGAAUGGCGUAAUCAGUCGCCUGCAAUGUCGUGCCAUACGCGAGCCCCUUUUUGUGGAGGAUCGGGUGAAGAAAAUGCCACUGGGCAGCUCCUACAUUCGCUGCUACAGUCUCAACAAUCAGAACUCCAAUUCGGUGGUCAUGAACUACUAUCAAAUCGGACCGAAUACGACGUGUGUCCAUGCCAUACUUCUGUUACUGGUGCGCAUUAUGCGCAGACGCGCUUCUAAACACCGGGGCAAACGAUUGUUUACUAAGGUGCGCCUCCACCACGGCAUUGUUGGCUUCUCCAUUGGUGGAACGACACUUGAAACGGGCGAGGGAGCCAUGGGACUGGAGAGUGACAUCGAGCUCUUCCGCAUGAAGACGAAGGUGAUUGUCCAGAGCUUGAAGCCCAAGCGAUUCCUGAAGUUCAGGGCGGCGCUCGUUGCGGCGUUGCUCGCCCCUGACCAGGACCUAGAUAUGACAUCGAAUCGCCACUGGGAUGAGAUUCUCCAUGGGGAGUAUCAGUUUGAUCGGAAUCAACAACUGGCCGAUGCCUUGCGCACAGUAACCAAAGCGGAUCUGACUUCUUUCCUGUACGGCAUGGAGGCCGAUAAUAACCGAAAGCUAUCGAUCCAGGUCAUUGGACAUAUACCCACCGCCAACUCUUCGGCUAACUCCAAUUCCCUUGUAUUCCUGCCCAGGGACGACGUCCAUAUAAACGCCAUUGUGGAUAUCGAUGCUUUCAAGUCGAGCCUCUACACAUACCCAUGCACCACAUCAACGCCUAACAGCCGGAAGAACCUACGCGUUGCACGCCUAAGAGAGGCACUUAAACGCACCGCCGCACAAGCUGAACUGAGUUCAAAUUAA
Messenger RNA from Drosophila subobscura, 2919 nucleotides. Its product is annotated as nardilysin-like. Bases 1 to 2919 code for a protein of 972 amino acids. Gene Ontology annotation, molecular function: metal ion binding. The record is from RefSeq and is a predicted model, not a curated record. The transcript is spliced from 4 exons. Lineage: Eukaryota; Metazoa; Arthropoda; Insecta; Diptera; Drosophilidae.